AUGAAGAAAGGCAAAGAAGAAGUUACUGCAAAGUCUUCUCCAUUACAGGGCUCUGUGGACUGCCCCACUCUGGAAUUUGAGUAUGGAGAUGCAGAUGGGCACGCAGCAGAGUUGUCAGAAUUAUAUAGCUACACUGAAAACCUGGAAUUCACCACUAACAGGAGGUGCUUUGAAGAAGAUUUCAAGACUCAAGUGCAGGGCAAGGAGUGGCUGGAGUUGGAGGAAGAUGCCCAGAAGGCCUAUGUGAUGGGACUCCUGGACCGACUGGAGGUGGUCAGUAGGGAACGGCGACUGAAGGUGGCCCGGGCUGUUCUGUACCUGGCCCAAGGCACUUUUGGGGAAUGUGAUUCGGAGGUCGAUGUACUACACUGGUCCAGGUACAACUGCUUCCUGCUCUAUCAGAUGGGGACCUUCUCAGCCUUCUUGGAGCUACUCCACAUGGAAAUCGACAACAGCCAGGCCUGUAGCAGUGCUCUUCGGAAACCAGCCAUCUCCAUUGCUGAUAGCACAGAGCUCAGGGUGCUGCUGAGUGUCCUGUACCUAUUGGUGGAAAAUAUCCGCCUGGAGCGAGAGACAGACUCCUGCCGGUGGAGGACAGCACGGGAGACCUUCCGCACUGAAUUGAGCUUCUCCACGCAUAAUGAGGAACCUUUUGCCCUUUUGCUUUUCUCCAUGGUUACCAAGUUCUGCAGCGGCCUGGCUCCCCAUUUCCCCAUAAAGAAGGUCCUGCUUUUGCUCUGGAAGGUGGUCAUGUUUACCCUUGGUGGAUUUGAGCAUCUACAGGUUCUCAAAGUACAGAAGCGGGCAGAAUUGGGCCUGCCUCCACUGGCUGAAGACAGUAUCCAGGUGGUGAAGAGCAUGCGUGCUGCCUCCCCGCCCUCUUACACCCUCGACCUGGGGGAGUCUCAGCUGGCACCACCACCCUCUAAGCUGCGAGGCCGCCGUGGUUCUCGAAGGCAACUCCUCACUAAGCAGGACAGCCUGGACAUCUACAAUGAAAGAGAUCUCUUUAAGACUGAGGAACCAGCCACAGAGGAGGAAGAGGAGUCUGCUGGUGAUGGAGAACGAACCUUGGAUGGAGAAUUAGACCUGCUAGAGCAAGAUCCUCUGGUGCCACCUCCACCCUCACAGGCAUCCCUUUCUGCUGAGCGGGUGGCCUUUCCCAAGGGCCUACCCUGGGCCCCAAAGGUCAGACAGAAGGACAUUGAGCACUUCUUGGAGAUGAGCAGGAACAAAUUCAUCGGAUUCACUCUGGGGCAGGACACAGAUACCUUGGUUGGAUUACCCAGGCCCAUCCACGAGAGUGUGAAGACUCUAAAGCAGCACAAGUACAUCUCCAUUGCAGAUGUUCAGAUCAAGAAUGAAGAGGAUCUGGAGAAAUGCCCCAUGUCUUUGGGGGAAGAGGUGGUACCAGAGACGCCAUGUGAAAUCCUCUACCAGGGCAUGCUCUACAGCCUCCCUCAGUACAUGAUUGCUCUACUUAAGAUUCUGCUGGCUGCAGCCCCCACCUCCAAAGCCAAGACGGACUCUAUCAAUAUCCUGGCAGAUGUCCUGCCUGAGGAGAUGCCCAUCACUGUUCUCCAGAGCAUGAAGUUGGGCAUCGAUGUGAACAGGCACAAGGAGAUCAUUGUAAAGAGUAUCUCUGCCCUGCUCCUGCUCCUCCUCAAACACUUCAAACUGAACCAUAUCUACCAGUUUGAAUAUGUAUCACAACAUUUGGUAUUUGCCAACUGCAUUCCAUUGAUCCUGAAGUUCUUCAAUCAAAAUAUCUUGUCCUACAUCACUGCCAAAAACAGGUAUGGACUCUGGACAGGUUUAUUUCAAAGGUCUGUUUUGGGAUGGGUUGGGAAAUAUACAUCAUCUCUGAGCCUUUCAGUUCUCCUUGUGUCCCUAGUCCUUUCUAUCUUAGAGCUGUCACUGUUAAAUUUAAUUUCCUUGAAGUGCAGCCAUCCAGGGUUGGCAGCUGUGUGUUUUCAUAUGAAGAAUAUUGCAUGCUUUGAGACCUUAGUGUGUGAAGAGCAGAAUGGUGAGGAGGAAGCUGGAGACAACAACCAGUUCUGUUGGAGGAACCUCUUUUCCUGCAUUAACCUUCUGAGGCUGCUCAAUAAACUGACCAAAUGGAAGCAUUCCAGAACCAUGAUGCUGGUGGUAUUCAAAUCAGCUCCAAUCUUAAAGCGAGCCCUCAAGGUCAAACAGGCCAUGCUGCAACUUUAUGUUCUGAAGCUGCUAAAAAUACAGACCAAGUACCUGGGGCGCCAGUGGAGGAAAAGUAACAUGAAAACCAUGUCAGCCAUCUAUCAGAAAGUGCGCCACCGCAUGAAUGAUGACUGGGCUUAUGGGAAUGACAUCGAUGCCAGGCCUUGGGACUUCCAAGCAGAAGAAUGCACCUUGAGGGCCAACAUUGAGGCUUUUAACAGCCGCCGGUAUGACAAACCCCAGGACUCUGAAUUUUCACCCGUGGAUAACUGCUUGCAGAGUGUGCUGGGGCAGAGGUUGGAUCUGCCUGAGGAUUUCCACUAUUCAUAUGAGCUCUGGCUGGAGAGAGAGGUGUUUUCACAGCCCAUCUGUUGGGAGGAGCUGCUCCAGAAUUACUGACUGAGCUCUUAACAACAAAACAUCUGAUAGAUGGGGUUUGGCUCCAAUAAAUGGUGCUCUGCCUACCCUGCCCAUUCAGCCUUUGUUUCCAGGUCUGGGAGUGCUUGUCCAGGGGAAAGCAGGCCUAGCCCAAGGACGUCCAGUGUAGUGCAGGGCCAUUCUGGGGGCUUUGGGCCUGGUGAUAGUGCAAGGCUAGGAUCCUGAGUCACAACAAAUUGGUCAGCUUGCACUGGGGUCAGUUGGGUGCCCAGUUGGCCUUGAAAAUCUACUGGAUCAGUCCUGGACAGGCUCUUUUGUGGGACUGCUCCCUGCUUUAGUCUUGCCCAGAACCAGGCUAGCCUUUGCUGACCGCAAGAGUGAGAAUAAGUUUAUUAUGGCAUUUGACCCAUGACAUUCAUCAUAGGUAAUGGGAGAGACAAGUCAUAAAAUAGGGAGAACAUUUCCUUCUUGCUUACCCUGGAUUCCUAGGACUUAAAAGAGGUUUGGCAAAGCCAUCUUUGAAAUUAAGUCUGUAUUUUAAAUUAAAAAUUUUGACACCUCUUUCUAAAAUUAUUAGCUCAAAGAUGAUUUUAGAGCACCUGCACCUUCUUUGUAAAGGAUGAUGAUUUUACCAUUACCUAAAUACUGCAUAUGUUAUAGUAAGGUAUAUUGUGUAAAGUGUUUUCUUCUCUACUCCUGAAGAGAUCUAUGUUCAGUCUGAGAAUUAUUUCUCUGUGUAUUGUGUAUAGGGCUUGCAGUGCUCUGCCACAGCCAGUCUGAAAUAGGCCUCCUCUAAGGAUGCUUCAUGUUUUUCUGAAACUACUUCAGUCUUCAAAUGACUGAGUACACUGUAAAAAAUUAUCCUUUUCAUCCAAUUCAUUUUUUAAAUGACAAGUAACUACAGGAGGUUUUAUUUAUUGAGAUGGCUAUGUCCAUUUGUGCUCAUGAUCGAUUUAUUUUUUAAUUGAAUAGCAAGAGCAUCACAGCUUACCAUUUUUCUAUGUUGAUCAAUGAUUUUUUUUCCCUUUUUACUGCAAGUACUUUCAAAGUGUCGUAUGGAGAUUUAGCAAUAUACUGUUCCUACCUAAAAGUAUUGCACACUUCUUUGAAAAUACAGGGGUUGAUGUAUCAACCUCUUUAAACUUCUUUUACAGCAGAAUCACUUAUUUGUCAGUUAAGCGUCUGACUCUUGAUUUUGACUUGGGUCAUGAUCUCAGGGUCAUGAGCUGGAUCUGCGUCCCCACAUCCUGCUGGGCUCUGCGCUCACUGGGGAGUCUGCUUGAGAUUCUCUCUCUCUCUUCCUCUGUCCCUCCCCCUACUCCAUACAUACUCUGUCUCUCUAAUAAAUAAAUAAAUCUUUAAAAAAAAAUCACAUACUUCUCAACAGAAACAAGGUUUUUAGAAAAGCUUCUGAUUCAAUCAGGAUCAUUUUAUUUCUCUUCUGCCCCCACAAUUAUGUCAUCUAUAUUUUCAAGCUUUUUUAUUUUAAGUGCCCUCCCCCCUGGCAUAGACACUACUGAAUCUUUUUUAUGAUAGCACCAGGCCACUUUAAUUGUGCCAGGAGGUCUAGUAAAAAAUGGCUUACUCUGUCAACCACAGUUCAUUUGGAAGUCACGGUACAGUUAUUAAUGAUAUCCAAAGGAACUAGACCGGAACUCGAACUAAAGCUUGGAUUUUACCUUUUUGAGCUUUAAGGUAGCAGGACUUCUGUUUUUAUGGAAAGGUAAUGAAGAAUAUAAGUAUGUAAUGGAUGACACUUCUUAAAAUAAUUUGUAAAUUUUACCUGAGUAGGACAGCUGUCCUCGCUGCAAUCAAAGUAAUUCACUGAGCAUAUCUAUGAACCCUAUUAAUCUAUUUUAAUGUGGUUUAACUGAAAAGACAAUUUUCAAGGAAAGAGCAGUCAUCAAUCUAUUUCUCUUAAAGCCAUGUAGUAUUUAAUUUGUGUCAAGAACAAAUAAGUUGCCCUUUUAAAAAUAUGCACAUGAAUGCUUUCUGAGGCAUAGAAGUAUGCUAAGCUUUAACAUUUCAUACUUUUUUACAAGUCUUCUCUUAAGGGAAGAUUAAUUCUCAGUGCAGAUGGAGAAACUGAGAUACCAAGAAAAGUGAUUAGUUUCAAAUCACAGCGUUUUUUUGCUGACUUGCUGGGAUAGCAUUCAGGUAUUGACAGCCAGCCCCAUAUGUUAAAGUAACUGAUUUGAAUCUUCCAAUUUGAGAACCCAUGUGUGUGGUUAGGAAUAAAUUCAGAUUAACCAACCUCCAAUGGUGAUUACUGUUACUACUUAGAAGGACAUUAUUUGAGUGAUUUAUAAAGGAUUUUUAUUUGUGAAUACUUCAGUAAAGUUUGUGUUGUUGAUAACACUUUAUCUACUGAAAGCACUUUAAUAAAAAGAAAUUGAACUGGA
Molecule: messenger RNA, 4976 nt
Organism: Leptonychotes weddellii (Weddell seal)
Lineage: Eukaryota; Metazoa; Chordata; Mammalia; Carnivora; Phocidae
Source: RefSeq, a predicted model, not a curated record